This is a messenger RNA of Setaria italica (foxtail millet), 2734 nucleotides long. RefSeq names its product calcium-dependent protein kinase 9. Gene Ontology annotation, cellular component: nucleus; cytoplasm. The transcript is spliced from 3 exons. Bases 670 to 2421 code for a protein of 583 amino acids. Gene Ontology annotation, molecular function: calcium/calmodulin-dependent protein kinase activity; calcium-dependent protein serine/threonine kinase activity; calmodulin binding. Gene Ontology annotation, biological process: peptidyl-serine phosphorylation; protein autophosphorylation; intracellular signal transduction. The record is from RefSeq and is a predicted model, not a curated record. Lineage: Eukaryota; Viridiplantae; Streptophyta; Magnoliopsida; Poales; Poaceae.
AAACCCAAUUUCCCUCGCGCCUUUUCGCGGCCCGGCCAUGAUCCGUCCACCUCUCCCCUCCUCUCCCCUCCAUCGAAAGAACGUGAGCGCGAAGCAAAGCCCUCCGACCCCUUCCCUUCUCACCGAUCGAUCGAUCAUCAUCUCGGUCGAUUUCUUUAUUGACGGGACCCUAACAGUAUAUUACGGCUGAAAGCUGCUGCGUGUGCUUCUUCUUCUUCCCCUUCCCCUUCCCCCUUUCUCGUCCCUGUCGUCGUCGUUGCGUUGCGUUUCGUACUUUGGAUAGCUGCCUGGACUUCUUCCCUCCCGCGACCGUUUCCUCUCAAUUCUCCCUCCCGCGAGCUACCUCAUUAACUCCUCCCUCCUCUCAGGUCCCUUUGCCGCAACUGUUUACUCUCAACCGACACUACAGCAGCCAAAUCUUUCCCCUUUCAUAUGUAGAGAGUCAGAGAGAGAGGUUGCAAGAGAGAAGAGGUGUGAGAGAUAUUUCCAUUUCCCAUCAGUGCACAACCACCACUCCGCAGGUAUUUACAUAUACAAGCUUGAGAGCGAGCAGCCUCGUGCUGAUUUUUUCAUGAUCAAGGGGAGUGCGCAACAGCAACUCCAGGUACAAGGCGCAAGCCGGUGAGAGAAAGGUCCAGAAGGAUCUGGAAGCUUGUACCAGGAGGCGCCAUGGGCAACGUGUGCUUCUGCGGCACCACCUCCACCUCCCCGGAUCAACCUGAGAUAACAUCGUCUACCAAAGCGCCGCCACAAGCAGGUGCCAACAAGAGGCCGGCGACGCCACCGAGCAGCCAGGGGAACAGCCAACAAGAGCCGAGCCCGAAGCCGAAGCCGAAGCCGAGGCCCAAGGCUAAGCCCAGCAAGCCCAACCCCUACGACUGGGCGCCGCCGCCGGGGCAGUCGCACGCGGCGUCCCGCGGCGGCGGCGGGGCGACGGCGGCGCGCGUGCUGGACGGCGUGGUGCCGCACCACCCGCGCCUGCGCGUGACGGACAAGUACCACCUGGGCCGGGAGCUGGGGCGCGGCGAGUUCGGCGUCACGCGGCUCGCCACGGACCGCGCCACGCGGGAGCGGCUGGCGUGCAAGUCCAUCCCGAAGCGGCGCCUCCGCACGGCGGUGGACGUCGCCGACGUCCGCCGCGAGGUCGCCAUCAUGGCGUCGCUGCCCGACCACCCGGCGCUGGUGCGGCUCCGGGCCGCCUACGAGGACGCUGAGGCCGUGCAUCUGGUCAUGGAGCUCUGCGACGGCGGGGAGCUGUUCGACCGGAUCGUGGCGCGCGGGAGGUACACGGAGCGCGCCGCGGCGGCGGCGGCGAGGACCGUGGCGGAGGUGGUCAGGGCGUGCCACGCGCACGGGGUGAUGCACAGGGACCUCAAGCCCGAGAACUUCCUGUACGCCGGGAAGAGCGAGGACGCGCAGCUCAAGGCCAUCGACUUCGGCCUCUCCGUCUUCUUCAGACCAGGCGAGCGGUUCACGGAGAUCGUGGGCAGCCCGUACUACAUGGCGCCGGAGGUGCUCCGUCGGAACUACGGCCCGGAGGUGGACAUCUGGAGCGCCGGCGUGAUCCUGUACAUCCUCCUGUGCGGCGUCCCUCCGUUCUGGGCGGAGACGGAGCAGGGCGUGGCGCGCGCCAUCCUCCGCGGCAGCCUGGACCUGCAGCGCGAGCCCUGGCCCCGGAUCUCCGACGGCGCCAAGAGCCUCGUCCGCCAGAUGCUCCAGAUGGACCCCAGGAAGCGCCCCACCGCGCAGCAGGUGCUCGAGCACCCGUGGCUGCAGAACGCGCGGAAGGCGCCGAACGUGCCGCUGGGGGACGUGGUGCGGGCGCGGCUGCAGCAGUUCUCGGCGAUGAACAAGCUGAAGAAGAAGGCGAUGCGGGUGAUCGCGGAGCACCUGUCGGUGGAGGAGGUGGAGGUGAUCCGGGACAUGUUCGCGCUCAUGGACGCGGACGGGGACGGCAGGGUCACGCUACAGGAGCUCAAGGCCGGGCUCAGGAAGGUCGGCUCCAAGCUCGCCGAGCCGGAGAUGGAGCUGCUCAUGGAGGCCGCCGACGUGAACGGCAACGGGUACCUGGACUACGGCGAGUUCGUGGCGAUCACCAUCCACCUGCAGCGGCUCUCCAACGACGCCCACCUCCGCACGGCGUUCCUCUUCUUCGACAAGGACAGCAGCGGAUACAUCGAGCGCGCCGAGCUGGCCGACGCGCUCGCCGACGAGGCCGGCCACACCGACGAGGCCGCGCUCAACAACGUCCUCCGGGAAGUCGACACCGACAAGGACGGGCGGAUCAGCUUCGACGAGUUCGUGGCGAUGAUGAAGGCCGGGACGGACUGGAGGAAGGCGUCGCGGCAGUACUCAAGGGAGCGCUUCAAGACGCUGAGCAACAGCCUCAUGAAGGACGGCUCGUUCGGCAUGGCGCGCUGAAGAAGAUCGGCGAUGCUCAGAAACGAAACGAAACGAAACGAAAUGAUCGAUGCGAUGCUUGUUUUUUGUUGUUGCUGCAUAAGUACAUCAAUUGAAUGGAGAUAGGGUUGUCUGUAUAUUCGGUGUCGAAGAAUAUCUGAAUCUUUGGUAGGGUAAGUUAUUGGAAGUUUUUAGAUCGUUGCCUAUGAACUUUGUGCAAUUGUGCUUGCUGUAAUUACAGUACAAAGGAACCAUAGGUACCCCAAAAUGUCCAUUCCAUCAAUUCGUGGGGUGGAUUCAUUUCAGAACAACAGCAGACGGUCUAAUUCUGUAA